UUUCCUGUGACAUCAUGCUCACGCCGCAUGUUCAAACGAAAACGAUCUACGCGAACAAAGCCACAUGCCGCACAGUCGUACGCGCGGAAUGAUAAGGACUCGCGCUUUUGCUCGUGGACAGUAGGAAGCUGCUUCAGAUAGGGUAGCGUGAGCUUUUCGGGAUCAGCCAGGAGCUGCAUCACGUGAACAGACCGGAGGCUCAUUUCGCCUCGCGCCGCCAUACUGUCUGUGUUUUCUUCCAUUUCGCAUUUUUAUUGCAACAUUUUACUCCCCCGCGGUGAGUACACAACCCCUGGCUUUUUGUAGCAUUUUUGUCUUUUCAAUUAUUCUUUUACAUUUUCCCUCUUUUUGGCUGGUAUUGAACGGUGAGAAAUGAAGUGGUGGUUUUCAGUGUUUUUGCAUUCGACAGGCUCCAAGUUUUUAGGGCUGUGAUUCUAAUCCUUCGCAGGGAGCCCCGUUGACGCCAGGCUCUGGCGAAUGGGCUUACAGUCGUGUCAAAUACUCAAGAAGGUUUUCAUCAGAUUUCCGGUUCAUUUUAUUUUUACAUGUCUUCUUCUGGUGGUUUUUGAACAUUUUUCUUUUUCUUUUCUUUUCUUUUGGGUAGGGGAGUUUUGCGAUGUCUGUGCUUUGCUCUGCAUUUUGAGGUGGUGUUUGUGAGUUUUGGGAUUUUGAUUGCUCGGUGCGCGUCACCAGAAGCCAUGCACGGUAUCUUUCGACCUCUUUUGCAUUUGAAACAUGCUGAUGAUGUUUUGAUAUGUUUUAACUUUUCUUACUUAUGACUAAUCACGCGUGCGCUUUUUCCUUUUCUUUUCUUUUUUUCAAGUUCUUAUACUUUUGCAGAUUUCUGAGUGAAAUAUUUUUGGAUGGUGUCGUUUUUGGCAAGAGUAGUCGCUGUAUAUUGGACGUGAAUUGAAUGAUUUCUUGGGGGAAGAUGUCUAUGUGUUUUUCUUUCUUUUGUCAAAACGGAUUAAGGGUGCUCCUCUGCAGGAGUGCCAGCUAGAGGAGAAUGACUGGCAAGAGUCAGACGAGCAACGUGACCAAUAAGAAUGACCCGCGCUCCAUCAACUCCCGCGUCUUCAUCGGGAACCUCAACACGGCCAUCGUCACCAAGAGCGACAUUGAGGUCAUCUUUGCGAAGUAUGGACGCAUCGUGGGCUGCUCCGUGCACAAGGGCUACGCCUUCGUCCAGUACCUAAACGAACGGACGGCCCGCGCUGCUGUGGCCGGCGAGAACGCGCGCAUCAUCGCCGGACAGCCACUGGAUAUCAACAUGGCUGGGGAGCCAAAGCUCUAUCGACCAAAAGCUGGGUCAAAGCGACCUCUCUCUGCAAUCUACAGCGGGUACGAGUUUGACUAUGAUUAUUACAGAGAUGAUUUCUACACUCGGGUGUUUGACUAUCCUGGGCGCGUGCCCCCUCCUCGAGCUCUCGUCCCUCUGAAGCGGUCGAGACUGAUGACUCCUCCCACUCGCCGUGGAAAGCCCUCCCUCCCAACACGCCACGCCUCCUCACGCCCCCCUGGUCCCAGCCCCCUCUCCUGUGGCCCCAAACUAAAGUCAGAGCAGCUACAGGUCAUCAGGCGUGAGUUGGCACAGGUCAAGCUGAAGGUGGACUCACUGCUGGGUCGGCUAGAGCGCAUUGAGAGGCAACAACGCCUGGACACAGAUGUGCAGAGGAAGUAUGAGGAGAGUUGUGACUGGCUGCGUGAGGAAAGCGCGUCUGAGCGGACGGAGCAUUCUGGAGAGGAUGCGUGCGAAGGGGAGGAGCCUGAAGCGGGGGAGAUGACAGACGGAGGUGAAGAAGACUACGAUGAAGAGGCCAGCAGUGACCUGAUGGAGAAUCAUGUGUCAGAUGUUGACAACUAAGCAAAGGUUAUAGAGGACACAGCAGCAUCUGGAGACACCAAAGGAUCUUGGAAAGACGAAGAAACGUCACACUGUGAGGAGAGGAAGACCACCAGCUCUCACACUGAUAGAAUACCCAGUCCACAUCUCAAACAUAUAGAGACACAGGUGCACAUACACACAGAAACACACACACAUACACACACACACAUGGAAAUGUGUUGGUGUCUUUGUGAUUCUGUGUUUCAUCUAUGCUGCCAUUUGUUUUAAUUUGUCCAUAUGAUAUGUCUUGUAAAUACUUAGGCACUUUAAAAGUUAUUUACUAACAUUAAAAAAACCUGAACAACAGCAGCAGAGAGUGAUUUAAGUGAUUACAGCGCUCAGCUAUUUUGGUCUGUUUUGGCAGAGUGAAGGCUAGAGCAUCGCUUGCCAAACCAUGACCUUUUUUGUCUUUACAGUACUGCCCUGCAGAGGAUACUGCCAUGUGUGUGUGUGUGUGUGUGGGUGCAUAUGUUUGUCUUUAAACUGCCAUUUUGAGCCAUCCUAACUUCUCCAUGCAUUCUCUCUCUCUCUCUUAUCAUUCUGCACAUAUUCUCUCUCUUUCUCUCUCACACUCACACACUCAACAAUAUGGUGGUGUAUGUGUGCUAGUUGUUUUCAUUUGAUUGCUUGUGUUCAUCUAAACACAACAUUACCUUCAUCUUACCCUUUACUUCCACCCUUAACAGCCCUACGAGCUCUCGUUUUCACUCUGGAUGUCCUCAGUGACACUGGCCUAUCUUCUGAUUGCAGAGAAUCUCUGUGCAGCCAUUACGUGUGUGUGUGUGUGUGUGUGUGUGUGCUCACUGGCCUAUCUUCUGAUUGCAGAGAAUCUCUGUGCAGUCAUUACUUCUUGGUGAGUUCAGGUUUUAUAACAGGCUGCAUCAUUCGUCUGCCUUCACUUGCAGCUGGCAAUAUUUCCUGGAGGUGAACAGGAUUUGACUGACUGAGGCUGAACCGAUGAGCUGAUUGGUUGUGACAUGUGAGGGGGAGAUAUGUCUGGUGGCUGCCUAUGUCUGUAAAAUAGUGAGGUUACAAUUCACCCUAGCAGCUGUCGUUUGUCUGAAACUUCAUGAAUAAACACUCAACGCCUCUAUUUUUGUAUGAAGAGCGAUUGGGAGCAAUUGAUUGAGUGAAUAGCAUUUGUCUGAGUGACAGCUCCCAAAUUCCCAGCUCCCUCUAGGUGUUGGGAGACGGGUAGAGGGGGAAUUGCAAUCCAAACUGGGGUGGGAACGGGGUUAUGCUGCAUUCCAGACAACUCGGACGUCGGAGGUCGGGCUUCAAUUCCAACCUUGAAGUUGGGGUAGAUCAAGUGGGAACUCCGACUUCAAGUGCCGUUCCAUUGUACUUUUUCCCACUAGGAGGUCAGAAUUCUUGACCUCCGAGUUUGUCUGGAAUGAAAUUGGGAGAUUCCAACUGGGAAAUAUCUGACUUCGAGUUGUCUGGAAUGCAGCACUAGCAUCUGUUGUUCAGGAGGUGUACGUGCCAGUGAUGUCUGUCUUUUGGCUCUGUAUCCAAUUCUCUUUUUUCUCUUCAACAAAACCAUCAACAGAUUCAACAUAAAUAGGGUACCAUGUUCAUGGGUAUUGUCUGCAGGUUCGACUUCAUUUGUGUGUGUUUUGAGAGUGGUGAUGAAACAGUAAGGGAAAUUAAAUAGCCUAAAAGACAAAAAGGGAAAUAAAAAAAAAAAGUUGUAUAGAAAUAUAAACUUUUUGUAAAGCUAUUUUUAUGAUGAGCAUGUUAAUUGUUCAAAUGUAUAUUAUUUUGUUUCAAUUUGUUGCAACAGUUGUAUGGCUGUAGGCUCUUAUUGCUUAGAAAAAUGAAUAAAGUCACCAUAGGAAUUAAA
This is a messenger RNA of Alosa alosa (allis shad), 3728 nucleotides long. RefSeq names its product RNA-binding Raly-like protein. Gene Ontology annotation, cellular component: nucleus. NCBI's taxonomy places the organism in Eukaryota, Metazoa, Chordata, Actinopteri, Clupeiformes, Clupeidae. Bases 1007 to 1864 code for a protein of 285 amino acids. The record is from RefSeq and is a predicted model, not a curated record. Gene Ontology annotation, molecular function: RNA binding. The transcript has 9 exons.